This is a messenger RNA of Uranotaenia lowii, 5616 nucleotides long. RefSeq names its product B-cell lymphoma/leukemia 11B (gene Cph). Lineage: Eukaryota; Metazoa; Arthropoda; Insecta; Diptera; Culicidae. Gene Ontology annotation, biological process: regulation of transcription by RNA polymerase II. Gene Ontology annotation, cellular component: nucleus. The record is from RefSeq and is a predicted model, not a curated record. Gene Ontology annotation, molecular function: RNA polymerase II cis-regulatory region sequence-specific DNA binding; DNA-binding transcription factor activity. Bases 2264 to 5473 code for a protein of 1069 amino acids. The transcript has 5 exons.
UCCGCCGCACAUAAAUCUCUGCGGUGCUGUGGUUCUCGGUGGAGCUCCUUGGGUUGGUGGUAGUGGGAGGUGAUAGUUUGGGCCAGAGUGCGUGGGACGGUUGGCUCACGUCCCGCUUUGGAGUGAACGAUCUGUUGAGAGUAGCUUUUGUUCGGACGGCAUGACGAGGAUUAGCGAGACCACUACUCGGUCGAUGGAGUCUGGAGCUUGCUGGAGUCCAUAGAUCUUGUUGAACUCUCUUGGCGCUCCUCUCUGGCGGCCACAACGUGACUAUCCCCUUUUUGGAGACUCCUCUAUUUAUGCUUCUGAGGUGUUUAGUCUUGCUUGUUUUAUGCUCACGUUCACCUCACCGUCAUUGUCGUCUUCGGCUUCAUCAUCACCGUCAUCAUCAUCAUCAUCGUUGUUGUUGAGGAGCUCUAGAUAUCUGUGCGGUGAGGAAACUGGAGAAGAUGUACACUGUUUUGGUUAAUGACAGUCGUGUCGUUCUUCGGCGAUUGUAGAAGCAGCAGCAGCAGAGAAGAAGACUUUGCGGAGACCAUUGGAUAUGCCGAAAGGUGAGGUCAGCAGAGGUGGUCGGUCGGCAGAUAGUAGUGGGUGUAGGUGGGCCUGUGGGAUACUCGACCGAAGACGUGCGCUCUCCGCACGUUACCUUUGUUGUGUUGUCUUCUCGACGGACGAGCGACGGACGGGUUCUCCACUUGAGAGGAGUCAUCGCGCGCGCCAACACAAAACAACCUCGUCGUUCGACGACGACGACGGCGACGGCAGUAUGAUAUAACGUUUUUGGCCAAACCUAGCACAUUAGAUGCAAACGGACUGUCGCGAAGUGAGGAUGUCAAAAUAGCCGUCUUUGCGGUACUGUUGCGAAUUUCGCGUCGCGAUUCUUAAAGCGAAUCAGCCAGUGUCCGGCCUUAAGUCCAGUGGUCAUAAUUGGAAGAGACCAUCGAAUUGAAGAUUCCCCCCUCCCCAAAUCCCAGAUAUACCGGUGUAUUGAAGCCGAAAUCCAAGACCUAGCUCAAACAUUUCGCAAGGAUACAAAUUAGCCUCGGAAACCCCUUUCCAGGAGUGUUUAGCAAUCUUCCAAACAAUAACAAAAACAAGUGCAGCAAAAAAUGCGUGAUUGUGUGAAAGAUAACUGCCUGCAGUGGAAUCUCCUUACCUAAAAAAAAAACCAUAAACGGAUAUCCCUGCGUACCGGAAGACAACCGCAGAAGCACCAAAACAAAGUGUUUUCACCGUUGCUCCAGCUGUAGAAUAACAACAGGAAAAAUUCAGCGCAAAAAAACGGCUCUAGAUUGUGUUGUGUUUGCGUGUGAAAGAGCAGAGGUAAAUUUCCUCAAAACUGUUUUUGGAGCCUUUUUUUUGUGAUACCGUUUCGGCACCGAAAAAAAAUCCAUGAAUGAAUUUCUCCCCCUCUACGACCAAGAGUGAUCCCGUGAGUUUCAUCCUCGCCGAAAGUGCACACAAACCCAGACCCAGACGCGCCGAAAAGAUGAAAAAACGCUUUAAUGAGUUUGGUGGCUAAGGAAGAACCCUCCCGGGUGUAUCCAAGCAGGCGAGAGUGAACCAAGAAAAAAAAAUCCCGAAUCUUCAGAAGAAAACAAAAACGGAGCAAAACGCUACGCGCGAAGAUAAGACACGGAAGAAAAGCAAAACGUAACCGCGCUACUAAUUGUGGAACUCCUCGAGACCGGGCGACGACGACGCGCCCCGUCGCAACUUUCAUUUGCAUACUUUAAGGCGAAGUGGAGGAAAUCGUUUAAAAACAACACCCAGCAAAAAAAGAAAAGAAAAAAUCAAGGAUCCGGAAAAGAAAAAUUACAACCGUUGUCGCGAUAAAAAAGUGUCUGAGUUACAGGACUAGGCAAACCGUGCGACGGGCUUCUCAAGUUUAUUUCUUUCUUUCUGUUUUUUCAUCAUCCCGUAAAAAACUUCGCGGAAAAUCAGCUGGGUGCAAUUCUACGCCACUUGGUGGCGUCGCAGACGCCGGAAAAGCCGACGACGAACGCUGGAAGUAAUCCAAAUAUAACAAAAAAAACACGGAAAUUUUCUUACACUUUCGCCGUUUUGCGCGUUACUACUUACGGCGAAGUGUUUGUGUUUGUCUAUUUCUGGUUGUGUAUGUGUGUGUAUGUGUUUGUCCUAGAAAGUGUCUAGUAAUAAUCGCUAGUAGUGAACCCACAAAACCUUGAAUUCGUGAACAUCACCAAAUUAUUCCUACACCCAUCGCAAACCUUCGGUUUGGGGACAAGAUCCAGUCAAAAUGAGAAUCAAAAUGCCAGCUGUUCGGAUCGCUCAAGAUUCAGACACCGGAGAAUCUGAAGGCACUCAAGAUAUUCUAACAUGCGGGUCCUGUCAGAAAACGUUUGCCCUCUCCGACAUCGUGCGAUUCAUCCAGCACAAAGUGCUUCAGUGCAACAAAGAAAACUACGGCCAGUGCUACUCCCAAGGCACUACCGGUGAUAGGGACUCGGAUGAUGGACGACCCCUGACGUUGGCCAACUCGAGGCGACCCUCGAUUUCGGCACCCAUCUCGGCCCGCAAAGCCAGCGGCUCCCGGGUACACACUCCUCCCCCGACCAGUCCCGCGGAACUGCUACGAGAUGGAGCCUCCAGCACCCCCAAGCGGUUGAAUGAAGAAUCGGAAAACGUGUCCCACAACAAUGUGGCCGGUUCCCAUCCAUCCAGUUCAAGUCCACUGGGAAGUAGUUCCAGCUCCAGUGGCGCCGAUGAGGAUGACCACCGGACGUCCUCAAAGACGGCGGCGGCGUCGGCGUCGGCGGCAGCAGGCUCUGUGCCGUGCCCCGAAAACGUCGAAAUCAAACAGGAACGGCUCGAUGCCGGCGAGUCCGGCUCGAUUGGGGAGCCAGCUCUGAAACGAUCCCGAACCAGUACCGAACUGGCGGACGUUGAAUCGAGCAGCACCAGCGGAAGCGAACCCACCAACUAUGUGUGCAGCACGUGCAAAACCAAAUACCAUUCGGCGUGGCGGCUGGUGCAACAUGUUCAACAUGCCCACCGCGUCAAGAUUUACGAGGUAUCGCUCGUCGAUGACGACAGUGAUGAUGAGGAUUGUGAUGAGCGCGAGGAAGCUAGCGAGCGAGAGGAACGUGGAAACGUGGAAGAAGUCCAGCGGCAGACGGAAAAGGAAGCCGCUGAGCCUAGUGGCAAGUGCACCGAAAUGGAAGCUGAUAAUGAAGACGAGCCCCGCGUCGUCAACGAGUCGGAAUCGUUGGUGCAAAGUGGCAAGUCCAGCUCCAUGAACAAUCUGAGUGCUAGUUCCAACUGCUCUAGCAAUAACACCAGUGGAAGUUCUCGAGGAAGUGGUGGCAUUAACAAUCUGUUGCAGAGCCAGUUGCAACUUCAGCAGCAGCAACAGCAACAGUUGCCUCCUCGUGAUUCCCAAAGUCUUCCACCACCUGGUUUGAGACACCAUCCACUGCUUCCACCACCGGAAAUGCAUGCCAAUCCGUUCGGUUUGCUACGGAUGCCGUUGAACCAUCACCCGCACAGUCCCCUCUUCGCUGGCCGCGGUCAUCAUGACUUUCGCAUGGAACAUCUCAUGUCCGAGCAGUUUCGCAACCAUGGUCUCAAUCUGGCGGCAGCUGCAGUCGCAGCGGCGAACCAACUAAAGACCCACAACCAGCAGUUCAACCCCAGCAAUCCCACCAACGAGCGGCCUCCGUCGUCCGGAAGCAUUUCCCUGCCGGGAGCGACCCAAGGACUCGUACUGGAACCGCACCUGGAUUUUUACUCACAACGCUUGCGGCAACUCGCGGGUACGGCCAGUCCCGGGACAAACCAAAACACCUCUAACUCUCCCAGUCCUCGCAAGCAGCAUUCCCCUUCUUUCGCUAGCCCUUCCCCUUCCCAGCUUCCCCCGACCCCUCUGACCAACAACUCCCGACCUCAAAGUCUAACCCCACCGGAAAAACACACCGAACUGGGCCUGGAUUCCGGAACCAUCACCAACACCCCUCGAUCGGCUUCCACCCCUCCCAAUAAGCAGAGUCAAAGUACCGAAGCGAUUCACUCGUGCGAAUUCUGCGGCAAGAAGUUUCGAUUCCAAAGCAAUCUACAGGUGCAUCUGCGAACGCACACCGAAGAACUUCCGUUCAAGUGCAACAGCUGCGACUACUCCUGCAUGGAUGCUUUGAAGUUGAAACAGCACAUGAAAAUCCACAUGAAAGCCGGUGAAGAUGGCAUGAGCAAUCCGGAAUCGCUGGAUUCCGAUAUGGAAGACUCCGAUAACGAGUUGAUGGAUGCCGAGGACAUCGAUGGAGACGAUGACGACCAAGAUGACGAUGUGCUCGGAGAGGAAGCCGAAGAUCUUAGCAUGAGCAGCACCCAGAGCCAUGCCAAGAAGGACGGCCACAUGUCAUCGUCCCUGGUCGGUGAACUGAUGGACAAGUUCGGACUGUCCAACAUUGCCCAGUACUCCGAAGCCUACAAACAAGCCCUUGAGGAGUCGGGAAACGCGUUGAAGCUGCAGCUGACAAGUAAAGAUCGAGACAACAACAACAGCGCCAUGGCCAUCCCUGGAUUGGCCGAGAAGUUGAAUGGACUUCCCGCUGCGUUGCGGAUCAAGGAGGAACUAGCGAAGAACAUGCUGCAGCAUCAUAAUCCACAACUUCCACAAGUUCCUCUGUUCAAUCCGUUCGAGAACCCCUUCGAAGCAUCGAAACGCAUGAAGCUCGAGGGUGGCGACGGCUGGUGGAAUCUACCCGGCCUGCACCGGAACGAAUCGCUCUUCGAAAACCUCAAACCCGGCCGGGACCGAAGUCUGCUCCAAUCGAUGGCUAAGAAGGACAACCGAAACCGCAACGACACCUGCGAAUUCUGUGGCAAAGUGUUCAAAAACUGUUCCAACUUGACCGUCCACCGAAGAAGUCACACCGGUGAAAAGCCUUACAAAUGCGAGCUAUGUUCCUAUGCGUGUGCCCAAAGUUCGAAACUGACCCGGCACAUGAAAACCCACGGCCGUCUCGGGAAAGACGUCUAUCGCUGCCGGUUCUGCGAGAUGCCCUUCAGUGUUCCCUCGACGCUCGAGAAGCACAUGCGCAAAUGCGUCGUCAAUCAAGGAAAAUUGCAGGCCCAGCGAGAACAGCAACGGGAACGAGAACUUCAACACCUCCAGCAUCAGCAGCAAUUGCACCAUCAGCAGCAGAUAGCCGCCCAACAACAGCUAGCCGCCCAGCAGAUGGCAGCAGCGGCGGCCGUCCAGCAACAACAACAACAGCACCGGGAACUUAUGCAAUUGCAAUCGACGCCUCAGCCACCCCGGGAUCUCUCGAUGAUUCCGGUGUCGCCACCUGCCGAACUCCUAUUACCUCCACUGCCCGUCGUUCCGCCCAUGAUCCACCUCGGUGGCUCCGAACACGACCGACCGGAACGAUCCAGCACCACGCCCCACUCGGCACCCGGCAGCAAUUCGAACACCCCCAUCAUCAAGGAGGAAGCUGCAACCGCAUGACUCUACUCUCCUUGGAGUGGUUACGAACUGCCCCCCAAUCGGCUGAUGUCCCGCAUCUACUAGGACCAAUCGAACGGAAAGUCCAAGAUCCCCAUUGCUCUAUGAGGGAUCUUCUAAGUUCGGCUCAAUUCGUCCCCAUCUCC